UCGUUUAAGAGAGAUGAAGGGGCCGGAUUUUCUUCAGUACUUGAGCUAGAAGAGUCUUAAUAAUAACUUUACCUUUUUCUUUCCCUUUGGUUCUUAUCAUAAAUCCCUUCUGAUUCUGGCGAUUGGAUCGAUUUUCGAUCUGUGUCUGUGAAAAACUAAUUUCUUAGGAGUACCCAAAACAACAUAGUUAUGGUUAGUUGCGAUUGUCUUUGCUGGAGCUCAGACUUGUCGGAGACAGAGUUCUGCUCCUUUGAACCAGAACCCUUCUCUCUCCCUUCGCCAAUUCACAUAUGGCCUCAAGCUUCUCAGGAGAAGGAUAUGCUGAAGGAAAAAUAUGUUUAGGAGAAAUUGAUGUGAUGAAAAUCACUACUUUUGAUGUAAUAUGGAACAGCAAGAAAUUAGGGAAGAAAGGUGCAGAUGGUGUUGCAUUCUAUAAACCUGCAAGAAUCCCUGAAGGAUAUUUCUGUCUUGGCCACUAUUGUCAGUCGAAUAAUCGACCCUUAAGAGGUUAUCUUUUGGUAGCUAGAGAAUUGUUGGUUGUUUCGGAAUCAAAUUUAGGAUCACCUCUAUCAGACCCGCUUGAUUACACGUUAAUGUGGAACACAGAUUCCAAUCACGAUACAAGUUGUUGUUAUGUUUGGCUGCCUAUACCUCCGGAAGGGUAUAAAUCUAUGGGGUUUGUGGUCACCGACUGUCGAGAAAAGCCAGGUCUUGAAGUGGUUAAGUGCGUGAGAUCCGAUCUCACAGAGGUUUGCGAAACUGAAGAUAUGAUUUUUGAAUCCUAUUCAAAGAAUUCGAAGAAAUCUUCGUGUCUCAGAGUUUGGAAUAUGAGGCCUUGGCAGAGAGGGAUGUGGGAUUGCGGUGUUUCUGUAGGAACCUUCUUCUGCACGUCGACAUCCCACAGCUCUGGAACCGAGCUGGAUAUUAUAGCUUGUUUGAAGAAUAUCGAUUCGAAGCAAAUAAUAAGUGCAAUGCCGAAUCAAAGCCAGGUACAUUCCCUUAUAAGGCAGUAUGGUCCGAGGGUGUUCUUCCAUCCAGAUGAAAUCUAUAUGCCUUCGUCAGUCCAAUGGUUUUUCGAAAGUGGAACCCGUAUUUGCUCUUUAAAAAACAAUAAUCUAAUUGAUUGGGACGGAGCUAAUCUUCCGGAAGGUGGGGCUAAUGACGGAGAGUAUUGGAUAGACUUACCCGAGGAAGAAGAAAAGAGGGAUGUUGUUAAGAAAGGAAACCUCGAGAGUGCGAAACUGUACAUUCACGUGAAGCCAGCUUUGGGAGGGACUUUCACCGAUAUUGCUAUGUGGAUAUUUUGUCCAUUUAACGGGCCAUCCACCAUAAAGGCCAGUCUUGUGAACAUUGAGAUGUCGAAAGUAGGGGAGCAUGUUGGGGAUUGGGAACAUUUCUCGUUACGAAUUAGCAACUUCAACGGGGAAUUGUGGAGCAUGUAUGUUUCACAGCAUAGUGGCGGGGGAUGGGUCGAUGCCUCUCAGUUGGAAUUCAUCGAGGGGGAAAACCGUCCCCUCGUAUAUUCAUCGAAAUCUGGCCAUGCUUGUUUUCCACACACUGGAUGUUAUAUUCAGGGGACAACCAAGUUUGGGAUAGGUCUAAGGAAUGAUGCUGCCAAGAGCAAAUACUAUAUCGAUUCAAAUAUCAGGUACGAGAUUGUUGCAGCAGAGUAUCUAGGAGAUGGAGCGGUGAAGGAGCCGCAUUGGCUACAAUACAUGAGACAAUGGGGUCCUACGGUACAAUACAAUACAUGGGUUGAAAUCGAUAAGAUAAUGAGUCAUUUCCCGACAUUUAUUCGAUUCUCAGUAGAUGUUCUUUUUGAACUGUUUCCUACUGAGAUAUAUGGCGAAGAAGGGCCGACUGGCCCUAAGGAGAAAGACAAUUGGUUUGGGGACGAAAGGUGCUAACUAAGUUAUACUUGUACAAGUUGAACAGAACAUGUAAUUUUCCUUCAUUUGCAGGUGUAUUAUAAGUGAAACAAUCUUUUAUUUUUCAUC
This is a messenger RNA of Impatiens glandulifera, 1997 nucleotides long. RefSeq lists its product as uncharacterized. NCBI's taxonomy places the organism in Eukaryota, Viridiplantae, Streptophyta, Magnoliopsida, Ericales, Balsaminaceae. The coding region runs from base 291 to 1907 and encodes 538 amino acids. The transcript has 3 exons. The record is from RefSeq and is a predicted model, not a curated record.